AGAAAUCCAGUGUGGAAUUGCUGCAUAAGCAGGGAUGAUUAUACAGAGAGUAGUGCUGAACUCACGCCCUGGUAAGAACGGAGUGCCAGUGGCUGAAAACUUCCGGCUGGAGCAAAGCACAAUAGCAGACACGAUCCAGGCAGGACAGGUGCGUGUCAGGACACUUCAUCUCUCUGUGGAUCCUUACAUGCGGUGCCGAAUGAACGAGGACACGGGCUCAGAUUACCUCCUGCCCUGGCAGCUCUCGGAGGUUGCUGACGGUGGAGGCGUUGGGGUUGUGCUGGAGAGCAAGCACCAUAACCUUGCUGAAGGAGACUUUGUAGCUUCCUUUAAUUGGCCCUGGCAGACAGUGGCCAUUCUAGAUGGAAGCUUGUUACAAAAGCUGGACCCGCAGCUUGUGCACGGACACCUCUCCUACUUCCUGGGGGCGGCGGGGCUGACGGGGCUGACGGCCCUGCUGGGCAUCAGGGAGAGGGGACACGUG
Merops nubicus (carmine bee-eater) is the source of this 484-nucleotide messenger RNA. RefSeq names its product prostaglandin reductase 2-like. Gene Ontology annotation, biological process: prostaglandin metabolic process. NCBI's taxonomy places the organism in Eukaryota, Metazoa, Chordata, Aves, Coraciiformes, Meropidae. Gene Ontology annotation, molecular function: 15-oxoprostaglandin 13-reductase [NAD(P)+] activity. The annotation marks the transcript as partial. The transcript is spliced from 4 exons. The record is from RefSeq and is a predicted model, not a curated record.